This is a messenger RNA of Phaethon lepturus (White-tailed tropicbird), 698 nucleotides long. It is a transcript of the gene CARS2, whose product is annotated as cysteinyl-tRNA synthetase 2, mitochondrial (putative). Gene Ontology annotation, cellular component: cytoplasm. NCBI's taxonomy places the organism in Eukaryota, Metazoa, Chordata, Aves, Phaethontiformes, Phaethontidae. Gene Ontology annotation, biological process: cysteinyl-tRNA aminoacylation. The transcript is spliced from 5 exons. The annotation marks the transcript as partial. Gene Ontology annotation, molecular function: ATP binding; cysteine-tRNA ligase activity. The record is from RefSeq and is a predicted model, not a curated record.
CAGUAGAAUUUAGUGACGAGAGCAUGGAUGAUGCAAAGCACCUUCUUCAGGCAAUCUCCUCAUUUAUUAGAGAUGCAAAUGCUUAUGUAAAGGGACAGCUGGUAUGUGACCCUGUUAGAGAAGACAUACUGUGGGAAAGGCUAGCCAACACAAAAGUAACCGUGAAGGCUGCGUUUGCAGAUGACUUUGACACCUCCAGGGCUGUUGCAGCAAUUAUGGACCUCAUUCACCAUGGCAACAGACAGCUUAAGGCUGUUACUAAGGAUGCUGGAUCUCCUAGAAGCUCUGUUGUGUAUGGAAGCAUUAUUUCCUAUAUAGAAGGCUUUUUUAAUGCCCUUGGGAUGUCCUUUGGAGAAAGACAGGUGGCUCUGAGAGGCGGCAACUCAGCCGUGCUCUCUAAUGUCAUCGAUGAGCUUGUAAGGUUCCGUGCGAAGGUCCGUCAUUACGCACUUGCUCUGCCAGAAGCAGCAGAAGCUGUGCCGAUGGAGGCUGCUGUGGGAGCCAAGGGAUCGAAACAAGAAGAGAAGGAGAAGAGGCAGCAGUUAAUGCAGGAGAGGAAGCCCCUCCUGGAGGCUUGUGACAGUCUGCGUGGAGACCUUGCUGCCUUUGGAAUCCACAUACAGGACAGAGCUGCUGUUUCAACCUGGGAAAUUGUAGAAGGAGGGCAAGCGGAGCAGUCGACUGAGAAAAAAAGCUGA